Scomber japonicus (chub mackerel) is the source of this 960-nucleotide messenger RNA. RefSeq names its product PIH1 domain containing 2 (gene pih1d2). Gene Ontology annotation, cellular component: cytoplasm; R2TP complex; ribonucleoprotein complex. Bases 1 to 960 code for a protein of 319 amino acids. The record is from RefSeq and is a predicted model, not a curated record. Lineage: Eukaryota; Metazoa; Chordata; Actinopteri; Scombriformes; Scombridae. The transcript is spliced from 5 exons. Gene Ontology annotation, biological process: rRNA processing; box C/D snoRNP assembly.
AUGUCCUUCACUGGCAGUACAGGGGAUGUUCUGCAGCAGGUCAAUCAGUUUGUGUCCAUGUUGGACGAUCUUUGUGAGAAUGAUCCAGAAGCCUACCACAAGUUCAUUGAGAAACAGAUGAAGGAAGGAGCUGAAUAUAGUGCACCGCCUGAGCUCCACUCAUGUAUGUGCACUGACGUACUGGAACCACGGAAAGGGUUGCUUUACAUUAACAUAUGCAGCUGGAAACGAGUGCCUGCAUGUCAGGAUCCCAGCAAGCCUUUACCUGUGUUUGCAGGAAAACUGGAAACAGACACAGAUGAAGGUCAAGGCUGGUAUGCUGUGUUGGAUGUGGCAUUAAACGCCUCAGUGCUACAGGAAAGUAAGAGAGACAAAACAGAGAUGAACCAGGUUUAUCUGCUGGCACUGAGCCUUGCCCAGCAGCAGCAUGGGUUCAGGUUAUCGCACCAGUAUACCGUCAUCAGCCAUAGCCCAAAAAGUAGCCUGGAUGACUUAUACCACCGCCUUGGGUUUCAGCAGAGGCCUAACACAGCCAAACAACCAGAAACAGUCUGUCAAACGCCAGCUGCCCUCCUGCAGCAGAUCUCCUCUCUACGCUCAGAGAAACAAGACAAAGACCUGGCAGCACAAAUUAUCCCUCGACCUGCGGAGCACAAAAAGAAGGGUUUGAUCCAGGUCAUUUCCACUACAUUUGAGCAGCCUCAGAAGCCAGAGUUCCAGCUGGAGGUGAAGACUGAUACAGCGGGAGUUCCUCGCAUCGUGGAGCUGACAGUAGAGCUGCCAAAGGUUUGCUCCAUGUCAGAGUGCCAACUGAGAAUUUCCAAGGACGAUGUCUUAUUGGAAAUGGAGGAUGUCUACUAUUUGCUUUUGGAGUUCCCAAAAACUGUAAAUGAAGACACUGCAGUCGCCAUAUUUAACAAGAAGAAACGAAAACUUACUUUAAAAGUGGAUAUUUUAUGA